AUGAGGGUGUGGAGGGUUCAUCGUAAAAAAGAGAAAAUGCAAUGCCCUUAUGAUGUUUUGAGGUGGAUUUUGGUUUGGAUGAGUUUGUGUUUUUACCUUGUAUUCACAAUAGGACCACCAUGGCGCCGGCGGUUCAUGGAUUCUCCUUGUCCUCGAUGUAAUCAUUGUUACUGCUCUUCAACAGAAUAUCCUCACGAUUGUGGGAAACAUGAUCCAGCAACAAACGAGGAUACACCGACAAUGCUAUCUGAGGAAUUGAAGUUGCAGAAAAUUGUAGCCAAUGAGACCUUGGAACACACAAGAAGAUUAGUGAUGAAUGCCAGAAAUACUUUUUCACAUUAUCUAAAAGAAGCAGAAAAGUGCAAUAUAGGGAUGGAAACUUGUGAAGAAGCAAGGGAGACAGCAGAGGCUGAGCUUGUCGAAGAACACAAGUUGACAGUAUUAUGGGAAAGUCGAGCCCGUGAUUAUGGGUGGAAGGACAGGAAAAGAAUGCGCCUAAGAAGUUAA
Messenger RNA from Vicia faba (fava bean), 507 nucleotides. The record is from the annotation of a GenBank genome assembly. NCBI's taxonomy places the organism in Eukaryota, Viridiplantae, Streptophyta, Magnoliopsida, Fabales, Fabaceae.